This is a messenger RNA of Danaus plexippus (monarch butterfly), 547 nucleotides long. It is a transcript of the gene RpS24, whose product is annotated as small ribosomal subunit protein eS24. Gene Ontology annotation, molecular function: structural constituent of ribosome. The transcript has 2 exons. The record is from RefSeq and is a predicted model, not a curated record. Gene Ontology annotation, biological process: translation. Gene Ontology annotation, cellular component: ribosome. NCBI's taxonomy places the organism in Eukaryota, Metazoa, Arthropoda, Insecta, Lepidoptera, Nymphalidae. The coding region runs from base 105 to 503 and encodes 132 amino acids.
UGGCACAUUUAAUUUUUUAGAUAACAACACUGGCACGUUCUUUUUCGUGUGAAGUUGUUUGAGACACGUGCGUAUUGACGCCGAAAGCUCUAAAAUAAUCCAAAAUGAGUGAAGGCACAGCCACUAUUCGCACUCGCAAAUUUAUGACCAACAGAUUGUUGGCGCGCAAGCAGAUGGUCUGCGAUGUCCUUCAUCCAGGAAAACCCACUGUUAGUAAAACUGAGAUCCGUGAGAAGCUCGCGAAGAUGUACAAGGUGACGCCAGACGUUGUCUUCGUAUUUGGUUUCAAAACGAACUUCGGUGGUGGAAAAUCCACUGGUUUCGCCUUAAUAUACGACACUCUGGAUCUGGCUAAAAAGUUUGAGCCCAAACACAGACUUGCUCGCCACGGACUGUAUGAGAAGAAGAGGCCGACACGCAAACAGCGUAAGGAACGUAAGAACAGGAUGAAGAAGGUGCGUGGUACCAAGAAAUCCAAGGUCGGAGCUGCGUCUAAGAAGUGAUGUGACACUAUCAUAAUUGUAAGUAAAUAAAAACCCAAAAACAA